CGCACAACUCGUAGAGCAGACCCAUUCGCCGCCGCCUAUCCCUGCGCUACCUCCACCCCUUCGCCGCCGCCCUCCCAUCAAGCCGCCGCCGAUCCUGGAGCUACCUCCAUCCCUUCGGCGCCACCAUCCCAUCAAGCCGCCGCCGAUCCUGGAGCCAUCUACCCCGGGAGCGGCGUCUCUCGCUGCCGCUGUGACGGGAUCGCCGCCGCCGAAGUAGCAGAGGAGACGCCGUUGACGAGGUCCAAAGGGUGCCGCCACCUCCAGGAAAGCAGCCGUUCGUGGAACCAUACCGCUGCCCGGGAUCCACGCAAGAGGUCAGGUGCCGCCUCCAUCGUGAGCCAGGCCAAAGGGGACGUCGUCGACAUGCCGCCGAGGUCCUAUAGGAGCCGCUGCCACCUUCAUUGCGGAUCUCCAGGUCACCGUCGGGACACCACCGCCGAGGUCCGGCAUUGACACAGCCAUUUACCACGGUACGUACAUCUAUUGGGCGCCAUCCCGCCUUGUCCGAUCUUAGCAGUUGCUUUGAUCCCCUUCUCCGUGUGCUCGGUAGUCGCGCAGGGCGGCAUGGACAAACGGCUGCCUCCGGGAAGUCGGGAGUCUCCAGCUGCAGGGACGUCGCCGGCCGGGUUACAAUCCUUCAGAUCCAGCGCGGUGGGGUGCGGUAAUCAGAUCGGCUCCAAAUUCUGGUUGAUGGUCUGCGUCGAGCACGACAUUGACCCCACCGGCUACUAUGUCGGCACCUCCGACCUGCAGCUCGAGCGCGUCAACGUCCAACACAAUGAGGCCUCCUGCGGUCGAUUUGUGCCCCACACGGUGCUCAUGGACCUCGAACGCUGCACCGUGCCCUACAGCCAGAUCUCCCCCUGCAAUUUUUGUGCUCACCGUGUAGGUGUCUUCUCCAAGGCGUCCUUAGCCUCUGAACAUCCCGCUCCAUCAAGCAGAUAAGGACUGAAAUUUGCUGAUUUUGCUCAACAUGGUGCUGCUUGAUAAUACUCAAUCAAGAUGAACUGACCAUCAUUGCUGGUGUUGAUUACAGGUACAUGCACUGAAUUUUCCGUUGUGGCAAAGCUACCGUAUUAUAAUCUUUCUAAUUGUUGCUACCACAUUUCAAAGGAAGAACACACUGAUGCAAAAGAAUCUCAUUAUCUAGCCAUAUGUAAUCACACUUUCUUACUAUGCAAACUGUCAUAGGAGUAACCCACAGCAAUGUCACUCCAUUUUUGCUGUCUAUUAAUCUAUGACAAAGGGGAUGCGCUGGUGCCCGUGCCCGUUGCUAUUCAAACAAAGGAGUAAAUCUCGCAAUUUUCAAUCAAUAAAGGUUAUCUUUCCUAUGGCUUUUGUUAUUAGAUACAUGCAGAUGUGUGUCACUUCCUUAUAUCAUAUAUGGUUCCUAAAGUAUUAGAUGUUUCAUAUAACCAUCACUUACCUUUUAAAAAAAAAUGACCAUCAGUUAUCCCGUGAUCGCAUUGGCAGUCCUCGUACAUGUAUUUUUAUCUGCUUUAAAAAUUAUUGUGAAGCAAAAAUAAAGUUGUAUGUAAGAAUAUCCUAGAUUGUGUUAUCCCGUGAUCGCAUUGGCAGGGCCACACGUUAAACUCUUGUUCAUGUCCAUCCUUCCCAAGGGCCGCACUACUAGCAGUGUUCGGGCUGUCAGGGCAAAACCAGACAUGGUUAGCCACCUGCAUGUCCACCACCACGACCGCCACCUCCGUCUUCUUGAGCGGUGCCUCAUUUGCUGCCCUUCGCUUUAAGGCGACGAUUGGAUCAAUGAGGUCGGCGUUGGAUGGCGUUUGAGGUUUGGACAAGUACGACCGGACGGAUACCGGCAGUUUGGGGUCAGCCUUGGAUACGCCCUUACCAAUGCUCUUGUUCUUGUUCCAUACAAGAAAUCCCCUAAAAUAAUCUUUGGACAGAAUCCCCUAAAAUAUGAUUAGAUUGAUGAGUUCCGAACGGGACCUUGAUGGAAGAAAAAGAUCACGAACAGUUCGACUCGUUACCAUUGAGAUGUGGACUAUAGGAUGAUAUACCAGCUAACCACUCAAAUAAACUUUGGACAGAAUCGGUGUACAGGGUGACGGUUGCGCGUGUGACGGGCGGCUCUUUGCUUCACCGACACCGGUCUGGCCUCAUGUUUGGAUCAUGACCGCAGGUAUGUGGCCGUGCGUACCAAUCAAACGGGGUUCAGCAUGGUAGCUACAAGCCCUGAUGCUAGACGUUUGCGCUGAACUAGUCAAUGUGUAUAUUAAGUGCCUGCGGAUAUUAAGUAGGAUAUUGAUACGUCUCCAACGUAUCUAUAAUUUUUGAUUGUUCCAUGCUAUUAUAUUAUCUGUUUGGAUGUUUAAUGGGCUU
Messenger RNA from Triticum dicoccoides, 2346 nucleotides. RefSeq names its product tubulin beta-5 chain-like. NCBI's taxonomy places the organism in Eukaryota, Viridiplantae, Streptophyta, Magnoliopsida, Poales, Poaceae. Gene Ontology annotation, biological process: microtubule-based process. The transcript is spliced from 2 exons. The record is from RefSeq and is a predicted model, not a curated record. Bases 565 to 945 code for a protein of 126 amino acids. Gene Ontology annotation, cellular component: microtubule.